Messenger RNA from Pocillopora meandrina, 2079 nucleotides. The record is from the annotation of a GenBank genome assembly. NCBI's taxonomy places the organism in Eukaryota, Metazoa, Cnidaria, Anthozoa, Scleractinia, Pocilloporidae.
AUGGGAAUUACAAGCCAAACCUCCAGCAUCUUGGAUCCCUCCAUCAUCUUUUCCGUAGUGAUUGCGUUGUUGCUAAUUACCUACUGGUAUGGUACUCGCGCUUUCUCGGUUCUGAGUCGAUUGAAUGUCCCCGGUCCAAAACCUCUGCCGUUUGUCGGCAAUUUACUCGAAGUUCGCAAAUAUGGAAGCGUUCACUUGAUGAUGUCGGAGUAUGUACGAAAAUACGGCAAAGUCUUCGCUGUUUCUCUCGGUAUGAAGCCAUCUUUAGUCGUAGCAGAUCCUGAAAUGUUGAAAACGAUCAUGGUCAAAGAGUUUUCUGUGUUUCACAACCGCAUGCUUCCAACUCCUCCACCGCCUAUGAAUUCAGCCGUGUUCUCCGCGCGCGACGAGACGUGGAAGCGGAUCCGCAAUAUCCUGACGCCCUCGUUCAGCGCGCGAAAGAUGAAACUGAUGGUGCCACUGAUAGAGGAAUCGUGUGACGUACUGAUGAAGAAACUAGAGGAAAUAGCUGAUACUGGCAAGUCAUCAUUAUGUAAAAUUUAAAAUUACAUUAAAAAAAUGCAUUAUGUUGAAGCUCGGACAUCUCGAAGCAAUUCACUUUCCCACGGAAUUUUUUUAUGUUUACUUGGCUGAGGGGGGAGGGGGUGGGAAAGUCUCUUCUCAUGUCCUGGCCUCCUGAAUGUUGCCCUUUUGUUUAUCUUUAGCCUGUGAGUAAUAUGUUCCCCCUUUACUUUACCUCGUUCCAAAGCGGGGGUGUCACAGGUAAAAUGAAUAGAUGAGUAAGUUUGUAAGGAAAUUGUGGUGUUGCGUCAGUGAAAGGUAUGACAAAAUAAUUUGAGUUCAUAUAAAUGUUAAUCAGUCACCGUGAAAGUUUCUAGAGCUGACGUUUCCAGCGUCAUCCCCUUCUCAGAUCGAAGAGUUAAGGUGCUUGACGUAGUCGGGAUGCUUGAGAGGCGAGGCUUUUGGUGAUUCGGAUUUCUCUGUUGUGCAUCUUGGUUCUAUUCUGCAAAGGUCCUCUUGUCUCGCCAAUGUUAACGUCGAUGUAAACUGUUUAAUCCAUAUUUUGUUUUCAUUCAUCUCAUCUUGAAACCUCGCUUAUCAGGUAAAACAGUGAACAUCAUGGACUGGUUCAGCAUGCUGACACUGGAAAUUAUCAUCUCUACUGCUUUUGGUAUCCAAGCCAAUGUACAAACUGAUCCAGAUGAAACACUCCUGACAAAAGCAAGGCAAUCCUUUCGAUUCCCCUUUAUUCUGCGUAUUAUAGGCCGUAUGCCUCUCAUCAGGACAAUCCUGCGAUUGGUUAUGCGUCUGAAAGGAGGGAUGGGAUAUUUUGGAAAUAUUGCUUUGGAGAUGAUCCGUCAGCGGCGAAGAGAAGGCGGCACCAGCCGACAGGAUCUGAUGCAACUCAUGUUGACCGCCCAUGAAGAGUCCACACUACAGGGUGACAGCAAACUAACAGAUGAGGAAAUCGUCGCGCAGUGCGUGGCUUUUUUAUUGGCUGGUCACGAGACCUCAAUGAUCACUCUUUCUACCAUAGCAUACCACUUGGCGUUAAACCCAGAAGUUCAAGAGCAGUUGCGCAAAGCUAUUUUCCAGUUCACUGAGGAAAAUCCUGAAGCUUCCCUUUACGAGAUGUCCCAUAGUAUCGAGUACUUAGACUGCGUCAUCAACGAAACUCAACGACUAAGUCCUCCAGCACAUCAGCUGAACCGUGAGUGCGGCCAAGAUUUCCAAAUCAAGGGUAUCUCAAUUCCCAGAGGUACGGAGAUUAUUAUUCCUUUCUAUGCCCUUCAUCAUGAUCCCGAGGCAUGGCCGGACCCGGAGAGGUUUGACCCCGGAAGAUUUCAAAGCCCCGCUAGAGAUACCCGUCAUUCCUACCAGUACCUUCCGUUCGGUGCUGGGCCCCGGAAUUGCAUUGGAAUGAGGUUUGCUCUGAUGGAAAUAAAGAUCGCGAUGGUGAAAAUCCUGAUGAAGUUCAAGUUUGAGCGGGCGCCCGAGACACAAGUUCCACUGGUUAUGCACGCCGGUAACACUUUAUCUCCUCGUGACGGGGUUCACCUAAGGAUUGAGUCCAUAUAG